AUGAGCUUUUUAUGCAAGGCCACCGAUGAGGAUAGAAAGGUAAGAGUCAUUUCAGUUUCAAUGGGAACUGUUGAGGCUGGUAUAGAUGACGACCCUGUGGCAAUUGGUGCUUUUCAUGCAAUGAAGAAAGGGAUACUGACUUCACAGUCUGCAGGCAAUAUGGGUCUUAAAGUUGCUUCUGUGGGCAAAUGUGUAAACACUUUCACAUUAAAUGGAACAAGUUUCCCUCUGAUAUAUGAAAAAGAUGCUGGAACAAAAAAUUGCACUGGAGAAGAUGCUGGAGAUUGUGAAGAAGGCUGCCUUGAUGGCGACUCUGUUAAGGGAAAGAUAGUGCUAUGUGAUUCGUUAGCUGGAGAUAGAGGGGCGUACAAAGCUGGUGCACUUGGUUCAGUUUUGAUGAAUGAAGUAGGAUACAAUGUUUCUCUUGUUCCCUUAGUAGCUUCAACAGCUUUAAUGAGGGAAGAGUAUAAUGUGGUCAGGUCCUACACGAACUCCACUAGAGAUCCUCAAGCAAACAUAUUUAAAAGUGAAGUCACAAAAGAUCCUGAUGCACAUACUGUCGCUUACUUCUCUUCGCGUGGACCGAAUAUAAUUUUACCUGAUAUAACUAAGUUAUAA
Prunus armeniaca (apricot) is the source of this 618-nucleotide messenger RNA. The record is from the annotation of a GenBank genome assembly. NCBI's taxonomy places the organism in Eukaryota, Viridiplantae, Streptophyta, Magnoliopsida, Rosales, Rosaceae.